UCCAGUCCGCGUACGGAACGCGCGCGCGUGCCAUGUUCUCUAACCUCGCGCCACGAACGGAAUUGUCUAGUUCAAAGUUUGAAAUGUAUUGAAGGGAAACAAACAAUAAUGUUAUGUUUGAACAUCUCUCUUAAGUGGUAGAGUGUGCUGUGUCAGUGACUGGUGCAGGGUAUAGUGAGUGCACUAUGUGAAUGGACACAAACACAAUGUGGGCGGCGGAGUUGGGCUGCUUUUUUAUUUUGUUCGGUGUGUCGGCCGGCGGCGGAGGCUGGGAACCUUUGGGACAACCGUACUUCGAUAACAGCACGAAGCGCGAGGCCACUGCCGCCGUGGGACAACCUGCGUAUCUUCACUGCAGAGUACGCAACCUGGCUGACCGAGCGGUAUCCUGGAUCCGGAAGCGAGACCUGCACAUCUUGACUGUUGGUGUCCACACGUACAGCAGCGACGCGAGGUUUGCCGCACUUCACGCAGAUGGAUCAGACGAAUGGACGCUGAGGGUAGCCCCAGCACAGCCAAGAGAUUCUGGAGCCUACGAGUGCCAAGUGUCAACAGAACCGAAGAUCAGUUUAUCCUUCCGACUUACAGUUGUCGUGUCAAAGGCGGAAAUACUGUCCGGGCCGGAGCUGUUUGUGAGGGCUGGAUCGGACAUCAAUCUCACUUGUGUCGCGAAGCACGCGCCCGACCCGCCGAGCUUCAUCUACUGGUACCGAGGCGAGCAGGUCGUAAACUAUGCGCAACGUGGCGGCAUCAGUGUGGAGACUGAGCAACGCACGAGAACCAGUCGACUGCUGAUAGCACGCGCCGCUCCACACGACUCCGGGAACUACACCUGUGCACCGAGCAGCUCCGAGUCAGCGUCGGUGAUCGUGCACGUACUAAGUGGAGAACGGCCAGCUGCGAUGCAGAGCUCAGGUUCCACCCCACCGCGCAUGGACCGAGCCAUUCUCGUUGCCGUCGCCACCGUGUCCGCGGUCAACCAGCCCAAACCCUGGCUGCUAGUACCACUCACCCUAGCAGCCCAGUACCUCUCAGCCGUCACUCUACUCCUCAUCACCUUGCUAUCUUACGUCGUCCUCUCACACAAACCAGCUACGAGAUGACCAUAUUAAAAGGGAAUGCGACACAUGACAAAUUUUGUAAAGUUAAAAAUUUUAAGAAAUGACAAAAGUUUAAUUUGAAUUUGUAGGUAUAAUUUUAUGAGAAACGUUGAGUUUAUAAUAAUUGGUGUAUUUAAUACAACGAUGAAUAGAUUUAUAAAUGAUUAUGAUUAACGAAGAGGCAACAAUGUUUUUUAAUAUUCUAAAUUGGGUAUCGACAACUUUCGAUAAAUGUUAUAAAUAUAUUUUUUUUUAUAUAGAUGAGCCCUGUUCUUUUGGUAUUAACGUGCAAAGGCAUAGAUUGAGAACAAUAAAUAUUUUAUAAAUAGUUUGAGAGGAUAAAUAGAGCCAUGCGCCGUCGCCACUAUCUCCGCUGUCAACCCAAACACCCAAAAAACCCAAACCCAAUCCGCUUUAUUACAGAGCAUUGACUAAAGUUAAAACUGAUGCUGUCACUUUUGUUUGCUAAUAGAAGACAAUGACAGGUUAGGUUGAAACCAAGACCAAUAAAUAAUAAAGUCCGUGUUUUGGAUUAAGGCGGUUUUGUA
Molecule: messenger RNA, 1648 nt
Organism: Chilo suppressalis (striped riceborer)
Lineage: Eukaryota; Metazoa; Arthropoda; Insecta; Lepidoptera; Crambidae
Source: the annotation of a GenBank genome assembly